Anopheles moucheti is the source of this 4572-nucleotide messenger RNA. RefSeq names its product FHIP family protein AGAP011705. The record is from RefSeq and is a predicted model, not a curated record. The transcript is spliced from 11 exons. NCBI's taxonomy places the organism in Eukaryota, Metazoa, Arthropoda, Insecta, Diptera, Culicidae. The coding region runs from base 675 to 3992 and encodes 1105 amino acids.
GUUGUUUGAUCGUCGCGAAAGGAAAAACCAGAAAUUUGCCUAAAAUACCUCAUUUGCUGAUUAAUUGCACAGGAAGUGUGGUGCAAACAUGUGUGCACCGGAUGGCGAACGAACCAGUUAACGUCGAGCAACAGUAAAGUGCACCCCGCGUCAAGUGUAAAGUGCAGAUUUUUAUGCGUAGUGUUGGAGAAAGUAAAUGCCCUAAUCAGGGGUUGUUGGAUGAUUUGCAACGUGCAAACAAAGUGAUGUGUUCUACGUGCUAGCAAUAUCAAAAAGAAGGAAUUAGUUACUAAACGCAAUUCCCGCAAAUACGCUUUCGAUGGCUGCCGGAUGGAUUAGUGUAUUCUGUUCGCGAGUUUCGUACCCUGUGCGCCAAACGACCAACCGUUCUCGGUCAGCAGCACCGUUGUGUAAUAUACGGCCAAACGAGCUGUAGCUACUGCGAUCGGCUUAAAAUUCGAACGGGACCAGAGCAGAAACACAUCAACGCACACUACACUGUUGAAAGUGUGGUCGAUGCGAGCAACAACAAAGUUCAAAAAAGGAAGCACUAGCGGAACGACAAAGUAACCGACGGAAUAACAAACAAACACACAGCGAACGAAAAAAAAAAGAAAAGAAACGAUUUACGGUUUAUAGAAGCAGAAGAAUAAAAUCAACAAGCACAUACUACGAUGAGCUGGUUACGAUCGAGCCCGCUGCGGCAAAGUUUCAGCAAAAGCAGCAACAGCGCCAACGACCGUGCGCGUUCCGGUGCCGGGGGCGGUGGGCUUUCGGUUAUUCGCCCGUUCGAUGCAACCGAAUGCGAUCCCAAGGCAUGCUACGACAGUUUCUGCAUCCACUGGCAGCAAGCGUACGAGAUUAUACAGCGAUCGGAGAACUAUCGAAGUCAGUCGCAUGACGAUGUGCUGGGUGUGGUAACGCAUCUGGACCAUAUGGUAACGCUGCUACUGGUGGAACUUCACCACUGUAACAAACUCAGCCUCCCUGGUCAAGCAGCACCACCCGCGCCCUGUUUGGAGCAUCUGCUGAGUGAGAACCUGCUCGACAAGCUGUACGAGUGGGGCAUCAAAACGGGAAGAUAUGCAAACGCGGUACGGCUGGAACAGUUGAAGCUGUACGAACAAUUAGUCAGCCAUUCGCGUCAUCAGCUGCUGGUGCAUGAACCAUUUCUGCGACCUUUGCUAAAACUGUUGGCCUCGAGCCAGAACGAAAUCUAUCCGCCGGACGUGGAGAAGCGGCUCGUGAUACUGCUCAAUCAACUGUGCGUGGUGCUGAUGCAGAACGUGCACCUGCUCGAUCUGUUCUUCUUCUCCACCACGCAAACGCAGCAAAGCAACCACUCGAGCAACGGUGGCCACACGAAUUUCAUCAUCUUCUCGCUGCUGAUACCGUACGUCCACCGGGAAGGUUCGUUGGGUCAUCAGGCACGCGAUGCGCUGCUGCUCUGUAUGGCGCUGUCGCAGAAAAACUCCAACGUUGGCACCUACAUCGCAACGUACUCGUCCAUCUGUCCGGUACUGGUAACCGGACUCGGCGGUCUGUACUCGCGUCUGCCCAACCAGAUCGAAAUCAAAACCAUCGACUGGUAUCGCAUCACGACGGACGAUGUGACGGAGAUGCCCGAGCUGACGCUGUUCAUGAACUCGCUGGAGUUUUGUAACGCGGUCGUGCAGGUUGCCCAUACGAUGAUUCGCCAGCAGUUGCUUGACUUCCUCUACCAAGGCUUCCUGGUGCCGGUUCUUGGACCGGCGAUUCUACAGACAUUUAAAGGGCAAGGUCAAUUCCAGACGAACGUUGAGUCGCAGGUAUCGGCAAUGGCGUACUUCGAUCUGAUUGUACGAUCGAUCACCGAACCGGGACUGAUACAGCUGGUGAUUCGCUUUCUGCUGGAUGAGGAAAAGUUCGACGGGCAACGAAUAUUGGACGUGUUGGUUGAGCGAUUAAACAGCAACGAUUCGCGGCUAUGCAUGGUGACUCUUUCACUGUUCGACAGUUUGCUGAGCUUAAAUUGUGAGGACAUUAUGCUCGAGCUCAUGUUGAAGUAUUUGCUGCAGUGCAAGCACGUACCGAUAUCGCAUCGAUACAAAAUCAAUCGGGUUGAUCCGUACACGCAAGCCGUCGAAUACUUCCUUAACAUUACGCCGGACAUCAUGAAGAAGGUGAACAGUGUGCUGAGCAUCAACAAUGGCGGUAUCGGCUCCGGUAGCACCGCCGGCCAAAGCGCACCACCAUUGGGUAACCAUCGUACCCAUGGGCUCGGGGCGAGCAACAACCACAACCACAACAACCACGCCAACAACGGUGGUGGUAACAGUAAUAAUGCCAACCUUAACGUUAGCAAAACGAUCGGUGCCAACUGGAACCAUUACGGGAUGAACACGUCGACGGGCGAAACACUGCUAGCGAACUACCAAGCGUACCUGCUCGAUGCACGCAAUCGCAUCGUACAAUGCAAGCAUGCCUGUGAUCAGUGGAACAACGUGUAUCGUUACCAAAAGCUAAGUAAAGCCAACUUUUCGCUUCCCCAACCGGCGGGUGUAGGGCCCGCCACGAAUGGCAACGGUGGUGGAAGUAGCCAGAGCGACAGCAUCGUUAAUCCUGAGGAUGUCCGUGCCCUGAAGGUGCAGAUGAUAAAAGAUUUUCUUCGAGAGUUUUCGAUCGAUUCCGGUAUAGGGGAGUGCGACAGUCAACAGCAUGCGCCUGUAACGGGGACCAGCUCGACGGCGUCCAGUGCAAUAAUGUUCGGUGGACCGAUGGCUCCGUCCGGUGGCAAACAGCUUGACAGCUUACAGUCGAUCGGUGAUAGCAGUGGGUACGAAAGUUUGAAUGUAUUUUCCCAAGCAACAAACGAACUGGCACCGGUAGCGGCACCACCGGAUCUUGCGCAGCUGAAACAACAGCAGCGGAUUGACGCGUGGAAGGUAUCGAGCGUACGGGAAGAAGCGUUGGGUGAUUUGGAUCUAUCGGAAGACCUUUUCGCUCAGGGGACAGUUAGCUUAGGUCCCUUUUUAACAGCGAUUUGGGGAAAAUUGCAAACAUUUACAAGUAACUGCUUGUACGUGAAUCUACAUCUCACGGGAUUGAUCAGUCACUUGACGUUUUUCCCAUUGCCGUUGCUACACUCGAUACUGCUACGUCCGGACAUACCAACCACAUCCGACACACCGUCCUUCCAUCAGGUGCUGAAGAUAUUGAAACAACAAAUCGACGCCGAGCUACCGGACACGGACGAAUCGCUCGAGAUUGUCGAUAUGGCACGAUCGUUUCUAGUUGAUCGCGAAUUUCGGCUGGUGAAUAUGCGCAAGAAUGCGAUCGAAUCGGCGGCAAGCGGUAAGCUGCUGAACGGUGGCGGAUCCUCGAUGACGUCCAGCCUGUCGCAAACGACACCGAUGCAGCUAACGCCGAGCUCCUCAUACGAUCCGUUCAAGCGGCAGGAUGGCAAACGCAAAAGCAUCAGCAACUCGUUCUCUAACAUCUUCCGGCGGCCCGGUUCUGUGGCUUCAUCGGGUUUAGCACAGAUAGUUGAAUUUUUUACCGGAUCGAGCAGUAAUGGAAUGAACCACUCACCGAACGGUCGACAACCGCAAUCGUUUACGUCCACGUCGAUGGUUGGGUCCGGUUCGAACCAGCAGCAGCACCAGCAGUUGGGAGGAUCAUCCACCGGGAACCAUCCGGUAACACCACCAAGCGGUCUGCUAAUCGGUAGCUCACGGCGUGAAUCACGCGAAGCCGAAACACAGUUCAUGUCGAUUGACACGACGACACCAUCGAACGGGCUGAUCGGAGCGAAUGCGGGUAACGAUCACGCCAGCAGCAGUCUCGAGCAUGGGCUGGCCAACUACAGUGUCGGUAGCGAGCGACAGCUAAACCUUGCCAUCGGGGCCGUCCUGCUGGAUGAGUGGUUACGUGAACUGUCCGCCGUAACGCAGGAACAGUGCAUUAUGAUGCUUUCGGAGCAGGUGCAGCAGCCAGCACGAUCAGCUAGCUAGACAAAACAAUCGAUGCCGAUCGAGCAUACCGAACGCGAGAUCGUGCUUAGUAACUGUUUAGCCCGCUAACGAAAAAGCUUGUGAUUUAAUUAAGUAAUAACAAAAGUGUGUGCGUGUAGAUGAUGUUUUGUUAUCGUAGCGAAUUCCGUCUUAUUCGUACGUCGUUGUUGACUUCGUUUGUAAAACAAUCGAGAAUAAGACUCCCUACAACACAAUGGAGCGGAGAGAAUAUUUUAAUUUGAGAGGAAACAGAUUAAUUUAACCUGGCGCGUAAAUGCGUUUUACAUCGAACCUAUUGUUUUAAAAACUCGUGUGCAAAUCUUUUUAGAAACAAAACAAAAAAAGGACACCCUCCAUAAAGGGCUCUUUGUAAAUGUGAGGCAAUCGAGCAAAAAAAAAAACGUAAAUCAGACAGUUUGUGUUAAAGACUCUCUUCCCGUAUUCCGAUUUUUAAAGUAGGUUGUUGUUGUUUUUCGACAAUUUGAAUCGAAAUCCUUGCUUACGCCAAUACAUCGAUUUACAAAACGAAUAGUUUACUACUAAUCUUACGAACAAGCAAAAAGGCCAAACCACAAUAACC